AUGAAUGCUCAAUUCAACCAUUUCAACGCUGCAUCACCAACGUGCUCCCGUCACAACCUUGGUGGGCUGAGAUGUAGUGCUGUGUAGAUCACUGCAGCAAACGGUAUACCUCGAUUGAUCAUCAGUCGACGAGAGACCCAGCUGUCAGCUCAACCAUACUACACGCGCGCUGUAAAGUUAUCUCAUUCACACACAUGCUACCUUGGGUUUUUGUUUUCAAAUUGGUAGCUUUUAAUAACGGGUAGACAUUCUCAACGAUCCACGCCUAGUGAUGUGGAAUUAAACAACACCGGGGAAGAUUUAAACCACCACCAUGGCGAACGAUACUAACGGUACGGGAUUGAUUGACAAUUUGUCGGCCGGGGAAAUCGUCUCGGUGCUGCUGAUGAUUCUCGUAGACAUCGGUGCCAUCGUGGGGAACCUUCUGGUGAUCACCAUCAUCGUCAGGACACCCCAGCUCCGCAAUCUCACCCAUCUAUUUGUCUUUAAUCUUUGCAUUUUGGAUUUGCUCUGCGCUUUUACCGUCAUGCCGGUCUCCAUCGUAUCGUCCAUCACCGUGGAAUGGAGACUCGGAGACGCGUACUGCAAAGCCAAUGGAUUCCUGAAUGCAUUUUUUGCAUUUUCCUCGAUACUAACUCUAUGUUUGAUCAGCGUGGAGAGGUACUACUCUAUAGCCCGCCCAAUGGACCACGCUGCCAAUCUGACCCCAACAAAGACCAUAGUGACCAUAACUUACAUUUGGUUGCAGAGUGGUUUGUGUGCCAUGCCGCCCUUGAUAGGCCUCAAUCACUACGCAUAUAGCCAACAUCGCGGACACUGUACUUUCGUCUGGGAGCAUUCGCCAACCCACAUCGCGUACGUGGUGCUUGUAGGUUGCGUGUGUUUCCUACUACCAGCAAUAGUCCUAGUGGUAACCUACUGUAAUGUCUUCAGGGUUGCCCGCCAGGCGGCCCGUCAAAUAACACCCAGCUACACCUUCGGGAGCUACGGUGCCACGGCGUCACGAAACACCGCCGGGUCGUCGGCUGGCAACACCACCGUAUCCAAAAUGGUUGGAGGUGGGACCCCCAACGGUAGAGUGGGAAGAUCGAAGACCAAUAAUCAAACACAUAAACCCUCAGAGACCGACAGCUACCAGAGAAAUGUGCCUGAGAGUCAGAAUGAUGUCGCCAAGAAAAGCCGCUUCUCGCCUAAGUCCUUCUUCAAAAUCACGAGCAGCGAUCUGAAAGCUGCCAAGACAAUACUUUUCAUCGUAUCAAUGUUUCUAAUAUUGUGGACUCCUUACUUCGUCUUACACGUCUACGGGGUGAUCUCGGGCCAUCGCACCGGCAGUACAGCUUUCUGGGAGCGCCUGACGACGUGGAUAGCCUACUCUUCAUCAGCAGUCAACCCCAUCCUCUACGGUGUCCUCAACAGGCAGAUCAGACAAGAAAUGGCGGAUUUGUUCCAGGGCCUGUGGGAGCGUUUCGUGUGUCACCGAGCCACCGUUUCCACCCUAGACGAUGGGAUGGAUCCGGGUGGCGCCGAGGAUUUCUUCCAGUUCUUGGAGAGGACGAGUAUGUUCACCAAGUCGACCUCGGUCACCUCCGGAUUGAACACCAAGACAGGAGACCAGGACAUGAUCAGGAUUCCUGGGCAAAUCCCGGAGAUAUCAGAAGACGCCCGCAGUAACUAGUUAUAGGUUCCAGACUACUAACCCCACACGCUGUCAAGUCGUAUCAAUGUAGAUGGUUGCAUUAAGUAGUUAAUGGCAUAGAAACACUCACCGCUCACGGCCAAAUUUGCCGUUCUUAUUGCAAGAUUAUAGUAUAGAUAAUAAAGGGCACUUUAAAAUAUGAAACACUUUACUUCACGUCAACGUUGGUCACAACUAAUUACUGUGUUGAGGUAUUGCAUUAAUGGUUUAGAAAAUAUUGAGAGAACAUGUGUCUCGGUUCCCGUAAUAGUAUGCAACGGGGAUUGUUAUCUGAUGACUGACCUGGGCUAAAUUUCAUACAGCUGCUAAGCACAACAAUUUGCUUAGCAUGAAACUUUUGCCUGGAUAAAAACAGGAUUACCAAC
Molecule: messenger RNA, 2061 nt
Organism: Asterias rubens (European starfish)
Lineage: Eukaryota; Metazoa; Echinodermata; Asteroidea; Forcipulatida; Asteriidae
Product: probable G-protein coupled receptor
Exons: 1
Coding region: 314-1675 (453 amino acids)
Biological process (GO): G protein-coupled receptor signaling pathway
Cellular component (GO): plasma membrane; endosome; signaling receptor complex
Molecular function (GO): G protein-coupled receptor activity
Source: RefSeq, a predicted model, not a curated record